Salvia hispanica is the source of this 2998-nucleotide messenger RNA. Its product is annotated as putative late blight resistance protein homolog R1A-10. Gene Ontology annotation, biological process: defense response to other organism. Gene Ontology annotation, molecular function: ADP binding. The record is from RefSeq and is a predicted model, not a curated record. Lineage: Eukaryota; Viridiplantae; Streptophyta; Magnoliopsida; Lamiales; Lamiaceae.
AACAAAAUGAAAAGAAAGAUAUAAAUAUAUCCAUAGAGAGAGUGAGAAGGAGAGAUGGCGGAAGCAGCAACGGAGUUCCUGCUUAACAACCUCAGGGAGGUAGUGAAGCACCACGCCCAUCUCAUCAGAGACGCGAAGGGCGACAUUGAGAAACUCGAAAGGGAUCUCAACACCUUCAGAGCCUUCCUCGAGGACACCGCGAAGAUGGGGAAAAAGAAUGAGAAAAUAAUGAAUAUGUGGAAGGAGAUUCACGAUGUUGUUUUUGAGGUAGAGGAUGUCGUUGAUUUCUACCUCGCAAAGGCCAACGAGGAAGGCCGGCAAGGUCGUUUCGCUAGACUGCUCAAAAAUCGCGCGACCACUCUUCAAAGCGUUGGCCAGAAGGUCGAGAGUAUCAAAGGCAGGGUGGAUGUGAUGAAGAAUGAAAUCAGUUUCCACAGAUUCGAUGAAGGCAGAGAUGAAACACCUCAGCCUCGGCCGCCUAGAAAGACGGAUGUAGUGGGCUUUGAAGACGUGGCGGAAGAGCUCAAACAACGUCUGCUUCAAGAAACGGACUAUUUCGAUGUGAUUUCUCUGAUUGGCAUGCUAGGGUUGGGCAAGACAACGCUCGCAUGGAAGAUUUAUAACGAUCAAGGUAUCAACCUAAGGUUCCCCACUCGUAUAUGGGUUUCUGUUUCACAACAGUUCACAGACAAAGAAAUCUUUCUUCGCAUUCUCAAGGAGUUAACCACCCUAGACGAUGAACUGUACGCCAAAAGUGGAAGUGAAUUAGCUGAUAUUGUUGCCGCUCAUCUCCAGCAGGGAAGAUUCCUAAUGGUGUUGGAUGACGUAUGGAGCGAUGCUGAUUGGAGCAGACUUCGCGUGGCUCUGCCACAUAGCGACACAAACCCAAGAGCUAAAGUCUUGCUCACCAGUCGUCAUAAGCAAGUGGGAGUGGUUGCUAGUAAGCCAAGACCUAUCAAGGAGUUGCGUUUCCUUACAGCAGAAGAGAGCUGGGAGCUGUUCCGGUUGGAGGCACUCAGCAAGCUGGAAUGCCCUUAUGAAUUGGAACCAUCCGGACGAAUAAUUGCAGAGAAUUGUGGUGGGCUGCCACUUGCGAUAGUAGUCAUAGGAGGCAUUCUUUCCAAGUCUCUAGACUCAAAUGUGGAUAAAACGAAACGAGAUUGGACAAAAGUGUCCAAACAAGUGAUCUCGUAUAUCGAUUGGGAAGACGAGACAAAGCGCGUGCAAAAGUUCAUUUCUCUGAGUUAUGAGAAUUUACCUCACCACUUGCGCCAUUGCUUUCUCUAUCUGGGGUUGUUCCCAGAAGACUAUGAGAUUUCAGCGUCAAAAUUGAUCCGCAUGUGGAUUGGAGAAGGAUUCAUACAACAAAAAGAUGAAUACAACUCAUUGGAGGAGAUAGGAUACAAGUAUUUGCAGAAUCUUAUCAGUAGAAACUUACUGAGAUCUGCAAAGUUAACUCCUGAUGGCAAUGUCAAAACAUGCCAGAUACAUGGUGUCUUGCGCGACUUCUGCCGGAAAGAAGCUGCUACGGAAAAUUUUCUCCAAGAAAUCAAGUACAACGACAAAGGAAUAUGUGUGGCUCCAACCUCAAACACGUGCCGCCGUCUUUCUAUUCAUUCCAAUUUGUCCCACUAUAUCUCAUCAAAACCUUCUGUUCCUCGUGUCCGCUCAUUUGUUUGUCUUUCCGAUACUAAACAUACCUUGGCUCCACAAGAAAGCGCAAAUGUCAUUCGAGCUUUCAAACUGCUCAGAGUUUUUGAUGUUCAACCCUUGCAAUUUAGCACAGUUGCCAGAGAGUUCUACAAUUUGGUACAUUUGAGGUACAUUGCCAUGUCGUUCACGAUGGAGACACUUCCUUUACAUUUCAGCAAGCUUUGGAACACUCAAACACUUAUCAUUGACACCACAUCUCCAACCCUUAAAGUUGAAGCCGACAUAUGGAAGAUGAAGCAGUUGAGGCAUUUUAAGACAAAAGCCUCUGCUAAGUUGCCCAACUCAACUAGUAGCUCUGAUAGUGCAGACGAGCUUCAAACACUCAGCUUAAUCUCAGUGGAAAGCUGCACUAAGGAACUUCCAAGGCGGGCUCCCAAUCUGAAGAAAUUAGGCAUCCGUGGGAAACUGACCUUGCUUUUCAAAGGAGAGGUUGGAUCUUUUGAUACAUUGAGGAACAUGGAACAUCUUGGAAAGCUGAAACUAGUAAACGAUGAACAACAAGAAUCCGGGGAACUGAACUGCCUGCCUCGAUAUGAUCAAUUCCCAUCCGGACUUACGAGUCUCACACUGUGCUCAACUUCUCUCAGUUGGAUCCACAUCUCUACCCUUGUAUCGUUAGAGAAACUAAAGGUGCUCAAGUUGAAAGAUCGUGCAUUUAUGGGGCACACCUGGGAAGCAAAAGAUGGAUGCUUUCGCUCUCUUGAGUUUUUGCAUAUUGAGCAGACAGAUUUAGCUCUCUGGGAGGCUUCAUCCAAUCACUACCCCAAACUAAGAAGCCUUGUGCUCAAGAACUGCGACAAGCUUCAUAAAAUUCCAAUUGAGCUUGCUGACAUAGCAAGCUUCGAAAUGUUGGAGGUGUCUACUUGCAUCCUUGCAGUUACAUCUGCCAUAGAGAUUUCAGAUAAAGUGAAAAAGAGAGUGGAUGGAGCCUCUGAAUUCACACUCUCCAUCUUUCCUCCUCUUCAUAAGGAUUGAUCAUGUUUUGUUUACCUUGCCAGCAUAUGUAUCCGAUUUCAAGCUUCUUAUCAGGGGCUGGCUUGAAUAACUGUUGUACUUCAAUUUGUUCUCUACGUUGUUGUGUUGAACUAUUUCCCUUUCUUCAAGUAAACCAGCGUGUUCGCUUGGAUUGGAAUAAAUUCUGCACUUUAUCCGGUUCAUAUGUUAAACUGCAGAACAUUGUGUUGUUGUGUUGAAUGAUCAGCUGUUGUUGCAUCUUAAUUAAUAUCUAAAUUUGUAUGUGCUCAACAAUAUUGGAGAUCUUAUUUGGAUACAUUGUCUUGAUUUA